AUGGUCUCCAAAAUGGAAAAUAGGCAGAAUUGUCGUCGGCUGCAACUCGGCGUUGGGAAUGAUCUUGAGACUGGAUUUCAAACCCUCUUGUUUCUCAUUAAAAAUCCAGAAAUAGCUGGAUAUCUUCGCCAUUUGGAAGUCCAUGGAAGCCGAAGUGUGUCGGAUGGCCUGGAUGUUGAUUUCAAUACCCCGCCUGAUGAGUCUCGGGAGCUAGAGCUGGAUGACCUUGAGAGAUUGAAGGCUGCCAUCGAGAGAGCUGGGUUCACAGAAGGAAAUGAGCCACAAAUGGUGCUGCACAUGCUGCUACAACGCCACGCGAGAAAUUUAUUGAACACCUCUCACUUUUGUCAUAUGGCCUUCAAACAGGCCCUUGCAGCGCUGCUGAUCGCUAUUUCGCCCCAGCUAGAGUCUCUUGCUGUAUUCCAUGUUGGAGAACCUAGUUCCGAGGCUGAAGAUCUCGCUCUCCUCAUGAUGCUUCGCCGUGCAAACAAAAAUCCCGAUUCGAUUCCUUAUCUACAGCACCUCAGACAGAUCAUUUUCCUUCCUGACGACUGUUCAAGUGGUAAUGAUGGCUUUUAUUACAAUAUCGCUGAGGAUUAUCAUCAUAGACUGAACCUGGUGCGACGACUCCCAGCGCUGAAGUCCGUGUCCUUCUCUUUAGCCUCAUGGAACAAUGAGGCUGGCUUGCCUCCUCCGCCAAAAUCGGCAAAUUACAGCGAGAUUAGUUUUACCCACUCAAAUUUGGCAGGAAAUGAGUCUGAGAUGUGCUACAUCAUUGAUUCCUCUAAGGCGCUGCGCAAGUUCACAUACACCAUCGGUGGGCGUGCGCAGCCAGAGGGAGGAAAGGUAUCUGUGACUCUUACAUCCAUUGUCAGAUGCCUUUGGAGACACCGUCAUCAUCUAGAGGAGCUUGAUCUUGAUGUUGAAGAUAAUGUCUCUUGGGCUGAAGUAUAUGGCAAUGAGGGUUUAGAGUCUACUGAGGAGAUUGAAAGGGACGAAGAUACAGAGUAUGAAGAAUUAUGGGAAGGAGAGAUGGAAGAGCUCGAUAUGAAUCUUGAAACGCCACCAGCAAACAUCUCCCUGGCGGAUUUCCCAAAUCUGAAAAGUCUGGGCCUCGGUGUUCAUACACUCUGUUUUCUGGCAAGGGGAAUAGGUCCAGAUCGGCUCGAUGCUAAGUCGUUCUCUCUUGUGCAUACCUUGCCAGCCUCGUUGCAAAGCAUACGGCUUUACGGGAAGGGAGAAGACGGCGAUCCAACCUUGGACCUGGGAAAUCAUCAACCUGACCUGGAUGUCGAUACUCUUCUGGAAAGGCUGGUGGCUGAUAAGGAUGCGAGACUGCCGAUGCUGAAAACAAUCGAAGGCUUUGACCCUGUCAUUCCACGAGGAAAAGAGGUCCCAGGAUACGCAGAUGAGGAUCAUCAACUUCUUUGGGAGCAGCCUAAAGGAUGGUUAGUUGACUAA
This is a messenger RNA of Penicillium verhagenii, 1461 nucleotides long. RefSeq lists its product as uncharacterized. The record is from RefSeq and is a predicted model, not a curated record. Lineage: Eukaryota; Fungi; Ascomycota; Eurotiomycetes; Eurotiales; Aspergillaceae. The transcript has 2 exons. Bases 1 to 1461 code for a protein of 486 amino acids.